Messenger RNA from Eimeria acervulina, 2622 nucleotides. RefSeq lists its product as hypothetical. Bases 1 to 2622 code for a protein of 873 amino acids. Gene Ontology annotation, cellular component: nucleus. The record is from RefSeq and is a predicted model, not a curated record. Lineage: Eukaryota; Apicomplexa; Conoidasida; Eucoccidiorida; Eimeriidae. Gene Ontology annotation, molecular function: transcription cis-regulatory region binding. Gene Ontology annotation, biological process: regulation of transcription by RNA polymerase II. The transcript is spliced from 3 exons.
AUGCAAGCAGGCUCUCACGUUCACACGCCGCUGGGCCUUAGCAGCAGCAGCAGCAGCAGCAGCAGCAGCAGCAGCAGCAGCGGAAGCGGUGGAGAAUGCGUGGAUCCUGUAGUAGAGGGGCAUGCAGCAGCGACGGCAGCAACAGCAGCAGCUGCUGCUGAUGCAGCAGAAGCUGCAGCAGCAGAGGCUGCAGCUGCAGCAGCAGCAGAAGCGGCAGCAGCAGAAGCAGCCGCAGCUGCAGAAGCAGCAGCAGCAGCAGCAGCAGCAGCAGCAGAUGUAGGGGAAGAGGGUAUGGUGCCGUGGGGCGGGGGAGAAACUGCAGCAGCAGGCUGUUCUUAUAUGCUGCAUGCGGAUAGCAGCAGCAGCAGCAGCAGCGGCAGCAGCAGCAGCAACACUAGUAAUGCUAAUGAGGAGGGUGAGGAUAAUAAAGACAGCAGCAGCAGCAGCAGCAGCAGCAGCACAGUCUUGUCGCCGGAAGCAUGUGCUGCUUACGGUGUCUCGCACUCUAUGUUAUAUCCCGUCGCUCGCCACCAUAACUAUCCGAUCAAGGAUGUUAGCGUGGAGACACUCGAGUUAGUGCUGCAGUUUGCUGCUGCAUGCCGCUUAGUGCUGCCUCGCCGAUUUGAAGGAUUACCUUCGUUUAUAGAAGAACCAGAUGAAGCAUCGGGAGGCUUACCCUAUAGAGCAGGAGCAGCAGCAUUAUCUGUUCAAGUAUUAAGCUAUGUGCUUGCUGCUAGAGCUGCACGACCCCUCAUGCAGCAGCAGCAGCAGCAGCAGCAGCAGCAGGAACAGCAGCAGCAGCAGCAGGAACAGAUGCAACAGCAGCAGGAACAGAUGCAGGAACAUAUUAGUAUGCAUCAGCAACAUAUCAAUGUGCAGCAGCAACAAAUCAACUUGCAGCAGCAACAACAUAUCAUGCAACAGCAGCAGCAGCAGCAGCAGCAGCAGCAGCAGCAAAUGCAAAUCGAUUAUACAGGGAAUACCGCAAGCUGCUGCAGCAGCGACAGCAACAGCUUCGUGGAUAUAAGACAGCAGCAGCAGCAGCAAAUACAGCAGCAGCAGCAGCAGCGUUUACAUGAAAAGAGCAGCAAACAAAAACAAAAGAACAUCUUAUCGCCUGUACAGACAAGAGGGGUAUUGUAUAGAGAGCUCCGGAGACAAAAGCUUUUUUCUGCUGCUGCAGCGGAGAGAAGAAGCGUUGAUGAUGCGGCCCCAGCAGCAGCAGCAACAGGAGCAGCAGCAGCAGCAGCAGCAACGCCUCUUGUUGUCUCUCCAGCAUUAACAUGCGACAGCAGCAGCGAGACCUGGUUUGCUGCAUCUCCUGAAGCACUCUCGCCUGUGCAUGUAGCAAAGCAGCAGUUUGCUGCUGAUGGGUUUCUUUGUCUUCCUGAACGCCUUUCAGCAACAGAGCAGCAGCAGCAGCAGCAGCAGCAGAAGCAGCAGCAGGAGGGGGUUGGGCCGCUGCUGCUGCAGGGCAAUUAUUCUGCUGCUGCGUGUUCCUCACCAAUGUUUAGCAGCAGCAACUGCAGCAGCAGCUGCUGCUGCUCUCUCUGUAUUCCUAAUAAACAGCAGCAGCAGAGGCAGCAGCAGCAAUGCAUUUCUCUCUAUCCAGAACAGCAGCAAAUGCUGCAGUAUCCGCAGCAGCAGCAGCAGCAAAUGCUCCUUUACCCCCCGCCGCAGCAACAGCCGCAGCAGCAGCAGUUCGCGCACUUCGAUCAGAUGGUGCAGCCUCAAUUGCAGCAGCAGCCGCAUGAACAGCAGCAGCAGCAGCUGCUGCUGCAGCAGCGGCAGCUUCGCCGAAGGCGGCAGCAGCAGCAGCACCAACAGCAGCCGGAGCAGCAGCAUCUGGAAGGCAGCAACAGAGUGGAUCCUUCGAUGCUGUUCGACGGUGGUUUUAUGCUGCCUGCUGCAGCAACAGCAGCGCCGCCAGCAGCAGCAGCAGCAGCAGGAGCAGCAGGAGCAGCAGCAGGAGCAGCAAGUGGGCUUACUAGAGGCAAGCGGCUGCUAGAGUAUGAAGGAGACAGCAGAGAAAUAAGAAGGCCGACGCUGCUGCCGAAACCCCUGCCCGUAGCGUUUGCAUCUGAAGACAAACAUGCUGCUGCUGCUGCUGCUGCUGCUGCUCCCGCUGCUGCCGCUGCUGCGGCCAAUGCUGCUGCGGCAGCUACGACGUCGCAGCAGAACUUUUCUGUGCUGUGCAACGGCAACAGCAGCAACAAUUAUAUCAGCAGCAACAAUUAUGCCGGCAGCAGCUGCAGCAACGAAUUCAGCAGCAGCAACAACAACAGCCUCAGCAGCAGCAACAGCAGCAGCAGCAGCAACAGCUGCUGGGGCCUUCCUAUGCAAAUGCUGCACGAUUGGUACUGCCUGGCGGAGGUUGGAGACAGUGACGGCCUUAUGAGUGAGGAGGCAGCAGCAGAAGCAGCAGCAGGUGCUGCUGCUGCUGCUGCUGCAGACGAUCUUGCCGACAACAGCAGCUACAGCAGCAGCUGGUACGGCAACAGCUGCAGCAGCUGCAGCAGCAGCUGCAGCAGCAGCAGCGCUGGUAGUGUUGUGCUACCUUUUCGAGUUACGCCUGAAGAAAUUAAAGCAGCAAACGCUCUAACAGGGGGCUCGCUUGUUUAA